Molecule: messenger RNA, 8777 nt
Organism: Biomphalaria glabrata
Lineage: Eukaryota; Metazoa; Mollusca; Gastropoda; Planorbidae
Product: arginine-glutamic acid dipeptide repeats protein-like
Exons: 25
Coding region: 487-5826 (1779 amino acids)
Biological process (GO): regulation of DNA-templated transcription
Cellular component (GO): nucleus
Molecular function (GO): zinc ion binding; sequence-specific DNA binding; chromatin binding
Source: RefSeq, a predicted model, not a curated record
CGUCCGGUUAAACGACUGAAACGAAACUAACAGCGAGAGGUUAGCAGCCUUUGUUCUGCAUUGUGGUUGGUGUUUAAUUCAUUUUCCCUGCUUUAUUUAUCUUUGGAUGAAGGCAUCUCCAAAGCUUGAUCGUUUAUGCCCAGACAAAACAAAAUGUCAAAGGAGCAAGAACUGGGAUUUGUGUCCUGAAGAGCUACAUAAGUGAUGGGAGUUAAUUGUGUAACACAAGAACAUGAUGGGUGGAAUACGCUGACGUAAGCGGUCAUUUUGUGUGGCUGCCCAGAGUGACCAGUAGCUACAGUUGAAUGGAUAGCGACACGUUUUAUUCACUUGUGUUUGGUUAUUGAUUUCGCUGGUUGGAUUUAGUAGUGUCGGCGCAGUUUGUUUCAAAUUAUCUGUCGGUCCGGAGCCCUGAAGCUCUUGGUUCGCCUCGUGUUUCUCGUGUAGCCCUCCCACGCCAGUGUCCUGUCUCACACAUGGUGCAGUAUGGACACUAGCUGCAAGGAGACGGGAGGCGCCAGGAACUCCCCCGCCAGCAAGAAUGGCUGCGCCGCCCAGCACCACGAGGACGAGAACGCCUCCUCCGACAUGAACGAGGUGGACUUCGACAAGAACGACCAGGACUCGGUGCAGGGCAGCCCGAAGAGCUCGGACAAGAAGAAGGUGGUCAAGAAGAAAGUGUCCAAGCCUUCGGCCAAGCUCAUCCUGGACAAGAAAAAAUUGGAGCAGUACGUCGGGGAGGGGGAGGUGCUGGUGCCCGUUCCCCGCGCCAGGCGUAGGCUCAAAGGCAAUGAUCUUGGAUAUAUGGUCAAGUGUGGUGAGGACGUGGUGCGCUACAUCGACAAAGAUGGGAUAGUAUAUAAUCCAAAUGAUACUGCCUACUUACAGAACCGUGAGAAAGGCAAACCUUACUUCGUGUGCGCCAUUCAGAGAUUUAAUCUGACUAAACGAGACACGCUGAUGGUUGGGAUUAAAUGGUUCUUUCGCCUGUCUGAGGUUCCUGGCAGUGUCUACCACCACUUGACAUUGGAUAGAGAGCUACACCGUAAGAACGGCGAAGAUUUCAUUCACGAUACGUCCAUCCAACAGAGAGAAUUAUUUUCUUCAGAAGCCACGGACACGUUACCCAUUACGUCAUUGCGGGGCAAGUGUCACGUGGUCCAGUAUACUGAUCUCAGGUCAGCCUGCAGCUUCGUCCCCAGUCCCGACCAUUUCUUCUACAUUCUUGCAUACAGACCGGACAAUCGUAGGCUGGCUACUACGCAGGGCGAGAUCAGGGUGGGGCCGAGCCAUCAGGCUCGGCUACCAGAAUGUAAACCAGACACCAACCCAGCGGACAUGCCUGAGAAGUGUGAGCACCGCGAGGAGAUACGGUGGCGCCCCAACAGGGUGGUGGACGGAGACCUGCUGAUGUACUUGGGGGCUGCAAGGAGUAUAGCGGCCUUCGCAGGCAUGUGUGGGGGCACCGCUGAGGAUAGGUGCGAAGCGGAAGCCAUGGAUGAGACCACCGCCAACGCCCUGGACACGCUUCACAAACACAACUAUGACACAUCCAAGUCUCUCCAGGCUCUAGUCAAAGGUCCGUCUGUCAUGUACACAGAGAAGAAGUGGAACGAAGAAGAUAUUAAACGAUUUGCCAAGGGCCUGCGUCAUUUAGGCAAGAACUUCUUUAAGAUAAGGAAGGAGCAUUUGCCUCACAAAGAUACGAGUGAGUUGGUGGAAUUCUACUACUUCUGGAAGAAGUCUCCUGCAGCCAACAACUCCAGGCCAACUUACAGGAGCAGACAUCGCAGACAGCUCAAGAGGCAAAGUCCAAGGAAUAAUCAGCCAGACAACGAAGUCAGCACUGGCAGUGAGUCAGCAGGUGAAGAGUCUGAGGAAAGUGAUGCAAGUCGUGAUGUAGCCAGCAGGUGUCAGCGUUGUUUCACCACAAGCUCCAAAGACUGGCACAAUGUUAAAGAAGGAGGAGUUUUGUGUACAAAAUGUCGCCUGUCCUACAAGAAGUAUGGGGAGGAAUCGGGAGUAGACUCACCACCCCCCAGCACAAGCCCAGACCAAUACUUCAACCCCGUCCCAGAGGACGAGGAAAGCACCCCCUCUAAGCACAAUAUGCGCACACGUCGCAGUAAUAAUACAUCAUCAACAAACGGAAAGAAGAAAGAAAUCAAUAGCGUAAGCAGUCCGGACGUGGAAACCGCCCAGUCCACAAACACGACUCCCCAAACAACCAAUAACAAUAAAGGUGCCAGAAAAUCACCAACCAUCCCCACAGCUGACAAAGAAAUCAGAAAGUCAAGCCAGAAGAACAAAGAUUCCAGUUCUGGUAAAACAAAGAAAAGAAAAUUGAAUACUGAAGAUAACGGUGCCAGAGUCAGCAAGAAAAAGAAGGACAGAUCAGAGUCAGAGUCUGGGACUGAGAGUAGUUCUGUAUCAGGUACAGAGGAUCUUGGAAACGAGGCUGAUUCAGACGAUAAUAUCCAGGAGGAGUUAAGUAGUAGCUCUCGACCUUCCAGCCCAAGUUCUGUAGAGAGAGGCUUCAAACCACUACAGCCUCAGCCACCAACACCAGGAACACUUCAGGUUGUGCCCACACCUGGUUCUCCUAACAACAAACCAGUUACAUCACCUGAGACUGUCCUACCGUCAGUGACACCUGCCAUCAAUACAUUACCUCCAGUAUCAACACCAGUCCAGGUGACUGUCACCAAACCCCAGCCUGUUUUACAGACAGUGCCCACACUGCAGACAACACAGCAGUUCCAGCCAUUUGUCCAGACGUCUGUGGUGACUCAAGCAUUGCCAUCGCAGACUGCUAGCCUUGGACAAGGAAAUCUUGUCUCUGCGUCCACCACACCCACACCACCAGCCUCAGUGACUCCUUCUGGUGGAAACACCCACCAUCGCCCAGUGAGACAUUCAUCUCCACUGCCUGUGUUUAAACCAGGCAUCACUGCCCCAGUAAAUAUAACCAACCUCGGAGCACUGACCAGCGGCAGUCAGGGCAGCCUAGUAGCGCCAUCUACGUGCAAUCUAUCUUCCCCACUUGUGGUUCCCACACCACCACUCAGUCGGGCAUCAUCCACUGGGACAUUCAUCCCACAAACCGAACUGUCUGUGCCCAAUUUAAGCACAGUGACAACUGCUACCCCAAAAACUACUACAGCCCCUUCUUCUGUGGAUACUGUUAUAUCAUCGUCGCCUCUGACCAGUAGGUCUACAGUCAUCUCCACUAGUAACAACUCUAGUAGCAUAAACUUCAAUCAUUCACUCAGCAGAAUGCAGGAUCCAAAUGAGGAGCAGGAUAAGAAGCCUAUUGUACCGGCUUUCCUGCCACCACCUCCAGGCUCAGUGCCAUUCUCUUAUCACCACCCAUACUACUUUGGGCCCCAUCCAGGGGCAGCACACCUGCCACAUCUGCAUCCACCUAUGGGUAUGGCUGUGCCAUCAGCUGUAGUAGGGAACCCUCAUCAGCCCCCACCUGUGCCAAGUUUGGUACCUAUCAAAAAAGAGCCGCAUUCACCACCUCCCCCAUUGAAGCCAUCUGAGAAGGCAUCAGAUUUGUCAACUGGGUCAUCGUCACAUCACCUUCAUCGACCACACCCAGAAAACCCUGGGAAGCUGCCGCACAGCUAUUCCCAACCUAGUCUCUCCUCCUCUGCUCCACUCCCACCACCCCCUCUCACAGUCAUCGACCCUAGGGAUUCUAUAAUCAAGUCUGAAGACCUGUCUAAGCCAGAUCCAUACUCCAAAGACAGUCACAGGGGCCUGCAACAGUCCCCUCACCGCCCAGACAGUCUGCCCCCAUCAGUGUUACAUCGGGACUCGAGACUGGAUAGCAGACUGGACAAUCUAAGUGUUUUGCAGGAGUCAAGAGCUAUAGGAUUAGCUGGAGGUCUAAAUCCACCUCCUGGAUCACAGCUUCACAAAGAUGACCCCCGGUCAUUGCCAGCAGCAUUCCAGCCUUACUCCCACCACACAUUGGCCACGUCUUCCUCUGUGGGCCUCUCUCAUCAUUCGGUCAGCUCUGUGCUUCAGGUGCCCCAACCCCACCUCUCAGCUGACCAGUCACACAUGGCCUCCACCUUGCAUCCUUCCCAAUCCCACAUGUCAGACUCUGGUCACCACCCAAUGUCCAGGUCUAUGCCGGACAUGGAAAAUGUGAUAAAAAAGGAGCCCAUCAAUGUGGAUGAAAUUGAUGUGGAUGAAGAUGAGGAUGAUGGUAUCAGAGGUGGAUCCUUGACACCAGGCCCCACACCCACUCCAUGCAAUAGAGAAAUUUACAAGAGCAAGAAUGCAAUCUUUGUGAAGAUCUUUGAUAGAGGAGACAGGAAUCAGUGCACACGUACAGACUUUAUAUUCAGGCCUUUGUCCGACUCUAGUUUGGCUAAGAAAAGGGAGGAGAGAAGUAGGAAGCCAUCUCAGUCUUCUGCAAUGAAGGAAGAAAAGAAAAGAGUGGAAACUCCGCCUAGAGCUUUAUCUGCAUCCGAAGGUCAGAAGUCAUCCAGCAGCAGUGGUAGCAGCAGUGGCAAUCCUCAUGGCAUGAGUGUUGGAGGUGGUGGUUUUCAAGAGCGCCAUACACCUAGACCAUUUGCUGACACACCUGCCCUGCGACAGCUUCACGAGUAUGCUAGGCCCCAUGUCUAUGCAAGGGAAGGUUUAGAAGAUGGUUGGCCAUCUUUACGUUUCACUGGUCAGGAUCUGAGAAGCCCGUAUACUAUUCCUGGUCUGGCCCACCACCCUCAGAUGGACCCAUUGAUGGGCUACAGAUUGGGCAUGUUCCCUCCUGGGUCCAGGGAGCGUCUGGAGAUGGAGUUGGAGAGAGACAAGAGGGAAAGGGAUGCCAGAGAACGAGAAAUGCGAGAGCGUGAACUCCGUGACCUUGAGUUGCGAGAGAAGAUGAAACAGGACAUGGAGCUAAAACCUGAGAUGGAACAUUUACUCCUCCCUUAUUUAGGUUUGGACCGCCUCCUGCCACCAGGAGCUGCCAAUCAACUGACUGAUCCCAACUGGCUAGACUUGCAGCGGCGCAUGGUGUUUCCUCCAGGCACAGCAGGUCACCUUAUACCACAUGCAGGACCAAGUGGAGCAGGCUCACAUCUUCCUGGGGUCUACCCUCCUGUUAGCCUAGCAAGUGAUUUAUUGGCUAGAGAAAGAGAGAAGCUAGACAGAUUAGCAGGAAUAACAGUCAGCCUUCCUCAAUUGGCUGAAAUGUCUUAUGCUAGUGCUGUUGAACGCCUGUCCCAAGAACGUCAAGCUGCAGAACGGCAGGCUGCUGAGCGGGAGCGAGACCGGGAGCGAUUCACUGCCCUUGCCAACGAUCCAGUGGCUCGACUGCAGUUAGCUGGAGCAGCAGCAGCCACUCAGCAUGCCCACACCCACACACAUGCCCACUCACAUACACAUCUGCACCUCCACCAACAAGAGGUGGCCCAUGCCCAGGCUGUGGCCCACGCCCAGGCUCAUGGAUUAGCACCGCCAGCAUUCCCCUUACCGCUUGCCGCUCAUGCUGCCCACCUGUACCCUCACCAUCUGACUGCUGGACCAGGUGCCGACCCAUUGGCUGCUGGACCUGGAGCCAGUGUUCCAGGGGGAGCUAACAACCCAUUGUCAGUGUUACCUUCAGGAGUGCCCCAUCCACUCCUAGCUGCAGCUAACAACAGGGAGGAACUUCUUCAAAGAGAGUUGUACAGUCGAGGGGGGCCUUUCUUAGACCCAGCUCUGGCUCAGCAGUUACAUGCUCAAGCUGCGGCCCAUGAAGCUCUAGUUCAAAGACAUAUUGCAAUGGAAAGGGAAAGGUUUGGUUCAUCAGGUCACCUACCUCAUUAAUCCAUUGACCCUUUGACUGAUUACUGCCAGGUGUUCAAGUGGGACAGAUUUCAGGCUCCAUUUCCAGGGGUGAACUACAAAACUUGUAAAACAUUAAAUAUGUUGUGUGCAAAACGUGCACAGUACAUAAUUGUAUUGUUUCUGUGAGACUGGUCAUUUGGUGUAUCCAGUGCUUUAAGGAAGUGCACAUAAUCAAACAGUUGACCACUGGAGAACACAGUUUUUGGCAGGACAGAUACAACUUAUGUGUUUCAACAAUUUUGUUUAGUUCUUUGUUCUGCUGUAGUCAUUGUGUUAAUGUACCAUGUAGUGUCUGUUAAAACAAAAAAUAGUUGUUUGUACAUAUUGGUUUAUUACUGGUUGCUUAUACAUAUACAUAUUAUUAUAAUAUACAUUUCUUAUAUUUAUUAUAUAUACAUGUAUAUAUACACCCUAGGUGGCAGCAACCACUGACAUGUUAGUCUAGUAAUCUUCCCCUCUACAAUGUGGACACAUCCUCCUAGUUGUCCCACCCCCCCUGUGAGUACACUCCCCAUCUACAGCAGCUGGUUAGUCUCUGUUAUGUAUAUAGGUCAACCUUAUAUAAGAAGUAUUAUGGACAAAAUUGCUUUACAUGUAACAAACAAACAAAACAGGCCAAAUUUUUUUUUUUAUAUUUUGUUUUUGUUCAUUGCAUCUCUACAUAGAAUGGUAACUCAGAUCAUGUGACUGUCUUUUGUUGUUGUUGUUUUUUUUUUUUUUUUUUUUUCACUUUGUAUUCAACUGUGAUUUUUUUUGUGUGUAAUCUCCUGGCUGCCAACCAUGUAUAUUUUUUGAUCUAUUAGAUUUAUGUUUGAAUCGUGAGAAAUCACAUUGAGUUCACAUCGCAAACUUGAUAGUCUAAUAAUCCUUAUUGGAAAACCCAUCAUCAUGCUAGGUGUGGGUAUGCCAAAUGUGAACCCGUUCUAUAUGGAGAAUCAAAAACAUUUUUUGUUCAAUUACCUUAACAUCAAAGAGAGUUUUUUUUAAAUAUUGUUCUUAUGAUUUUCAGUCAUUACGUGUUCAAUCAUAAAAUGUGGGAUCAAUUUGGUUGCUUGAAUUAUGUGUUUUCAUUUUCAUUCCUUUAAAUGUUCUCAAGGCCAUCACUGUGGUCACUUGUGGUGCUAGUAGUCUAAAAAAAAGAAGUCAAUUUCAUUUUUUUUUUAAGACUUGAGUCUAGUAUUGAAGAACACAUUUGAAAAAAAUUAAUUCUUCCAAUAUUAUAUAUUUUGUUUGAAAAUCUUUGAAUUGCAAAUGUAACAUAAUGAUAAAAGAGAGUAACUGGCCUAGACAAAGCCUAAUCUAUACUCAAACCUUGUCCUUACACAUCUGUUCAUAAUGUUAUUAAACACUAAGAACCUUUUGUAUACACUAUGUUUGCCAAAGGCGACUAGAGAAUAGUUAAAGCACCAAACUGUGUUGGAAAAAAUAAAACAAAUUUGUCAUCUCAAAACAUUUUUGGGGUUGUUUGUAUUUUGCUUCUUGGGGUGUUCUUAUGUUGUUGUUUUUUCUUAGCCAAGAGCCAUGACAUUUUCUAAACAAGAAAUUUUUGUUUCCAUCCUAUAAAAAUAUUUGAUGUUCAUUUUUGUCCUUGUCCUGUCAAGUGAUUGCAUAAUGACAGGUGUAAGACCUGCGAACACUAUGUGUUUUAACAUCACCUGUACUAUUGAACUAGCUUGAAGAGUCAACUACUGGUGGACAAUGUCUUUUUUUUUUCCUCCGGUUGUCCAUUUUGUUUUGAAUUGAUUGUGUUCCCUCUAUGAGGCUCCAAUAGAAGACUUGAAUUGUUAUUGCUUCAUCAUGCUAAUCACAAUCUAAUAAGGACUCACACUCAGCAAUGCUGUGAGUUUAUAUGCAUACCGUGCUAAUAAAUUACAGUUAUUGGUUUAGCCAAGUUGAUGAAAUAUUGUAUGAUAAUUUUUUUUUUUACUUUAUGGUACUUCACAUGAUUUUCUGCAUUUGUGAAUUGUUUUGAAAUAUUUAUUUCAACUAAUUUUGUCAGUUCCUUUGUUUGUAAUGAGCAUUCUUAUGUACUAAACAGAAAGGAAAAUUCUAUUAGAACUUUGUUUAUAAAUUGGCUGAUGUGUAUCAUCUUGUUAUUCCAAUCAUGCAUUUGUUGUUCCCAUCAUGCAUCUGUUAUUAUUCAAAUAUGAAUAUGAUAGGUCUAUACAAACAAAUAUUGUCUAUAUCUAUCUUAUGAAUGUUUAUGUAUAUUCUUGUAUACACAUAUGGCUAAUUUUGUUUUCUAUUUGUAUAGUCAAUGUUCUGAGUUGACUGUUUGACUUUUGUUUAAACAAGUCACCAGCUCAGAGGCUGAAGUGCAGACAAAGUAUGACUUUUGUGAUAUUGAAUUGGAUUCCAGGUGUAGCAUGGUAGCACCUGUCACAUAGCUGUGGCAUAGUGGCACUUGUGAUGUCAGCCUAAACUGGGACAGCCUCCCCAGCCUAGAUCAUUUGUCACACAUCUCAUGAAAGUCUGUUCUUAAUCUAAAUUCUGUUAGGGCCAAUAACUCAAGCCAGAGCUGUGACUGGUCACCGAUGUGUGGGCGUUGGCUUUGAUUCUGUUGCUGUAUUUAGUUCCCAACCUUUUUAUUCAGUAUCUCCUUUGUGUUCCCUGUAGGUUAUUUCAAAGUUGGCAAUUUCUUUCCUAGCUGUUUCCAUGGUAACAAAGCUAUAUUAUGUAAUCAUGUCUGUAUUGAGACUUGUAUAUAUUAUCUAUAUGGAGACUAUUGGUCUCCAGAAGAAACUGUUUGUGCUUUUAUUUAUUAUUUUGUCUACAUUUGCUAAGAUAAGGUACAAGUCAACAUCUUAUAAGGUACAUGUCAAUAUCUUAUCUUAGAUUGGACUCAAUUUUUUGUUUUUAUUUUUGGUUCUACUUUUAUGUACUUUUUAUUUUUUGGUGAUUUUGUACAAUAAAAAAAAAAAACAACUGCA